AUGUCCGGGUACAACGAGCUCUUCGACUUCAACACCCCCAUCGGGACCGCCGAGCCCGCGCCAACAAUGGACCAGCCAGGAAGCUGGACCGCCGCUCCCUCUGCCUCGUCUGGGCCGAUGGAGGGUGGCACAGCGGCACAGCUGCAUGCCCGAUUGGAUCUUGCCCCGUUCGCGGCUGCAAGAUCCAGUGGCUGCGCUGAGUGUCUUGCUUCCUUCCCAACAGACUCCGCCCUUCACCAACACACCAAAGCAGCUGAACACCAGGCGUACAAGUGUGCAUGCGGCACGGACUUCAACAAGCACUCGGCUCUCAGGCGGCACAUCGACACCAAGGACGCACCCAAGACCUUCGCCUGCAAUCUUUGCGACGACUCUUUUACCCGGAAAGAUAAGCUCAAGGAUCACUGCCGCCAUUACCACAAGGUCAAAGACGAGGGCCUGCGGUUCUUGUUCAAUUCGCAGGAGCUGAAGGCUCGACCGGACAAGCACAAGGCCUACCUCUGCACCUGCAUGAAGGCCUUCACCAAGCUCUCUGCCCUGAGACGCCAUUCCGAGGAGUCCACGCAGGCUCGGGAGCACCAGUGCCCACUGUGUGACAAUGACUUCAAGCGGCCGGGCCACGUCGAACAGCACCUCCGUCUCGUUCACAAGAAGCCGAAUGAUGUGAUCAAGGACCUUCUCAGCGCCCAGAAAUCGCAGCCGCGUCGGGAAUCCGGGCCGGCAAGCACUGCUUCCACCGCCGUCCCCACGACGGGAUACGUGGAUGUCCAGGCCGAUCAUGCAAUCGCCAAUCCCGGCGAACCUUGGACCGGGCCGAUCGACUUCCCGGCCACGGCCCCGGCCGACUGUCCUAGUUCUCGGCCCGUUCAAUCCUCGGCCUUCUUCUCGGAUUUCUCAGCUCCGGGUUCAGGACACAUGACGGAGGCGACUACAUUCGCGCCUCAGAGCUUCAUGACGCAGGCCCCGGACCUCCCUGCGUAUGCUGCUCAUCAGGCCGGUGUUGUGGCUGUCCAGGCCGGUUUCCCUGCCAAUCCCGCCCCAGGUUUCGUUGGCUUCCCGGCCGCACCCUUCGAUGGGAAUCUCGAUCUUUUCAAGGAGAACCCGGCUUUGAUCUCUGUGAACCCCGUUGAUGGUAUUGAGAUGCCAGCCUUGGGGAAUGACUUCAUGUGGGGGCCGUUUGGCUCCGACUUCAACAAUUUUGAUCUUUAG
This is a messenger RNA of Diaporthe citri, 1209 nucleotides long. RefSeq lists its product as uncharacterized. Gene Ontology annotation, molecular function: DNA-binding transcription factor activity, RNA polymerase II-specific; RNA polymerase II cis-regulatory region sequence-specific DNA binding. The record is from RefSeq and is a predicted model, not a curated record. The transcript is spliced from 3 exons. Bases 1 to 1209 code for a protein of 402 amino acids. NCBI's taxonomy places the organism in Eukaryota, Fungi, Ascomycota, Sordariomycetes, Diaporthales, Diaporthaceae. Gene Ontology annotation, biological process: regulation of DNA-templated transcription.